This is a messenger RNA of Bipolaris sorokiniana ND90Pr, 1310 nucleotides long. RefSeq lists its product as uncharacterized. The transcript has a single exon. The record is from RefSeq and is a predicted model, not a curated record. Bases 36 to 1256 code for a protein of 406 amino acids. NCBI's taxonomy places the organism in Eukaryota, Fungi, Ascomycota, Dothideomycetes, Pleosporales, Pleosporaceae. Gene Ontology annotation, molecular function: glycosyltransferase activity.
UACGCAAGGAAACACACCAAUCAUUUUAUUACACAAUGGACUUUUACCACCUUAUCCCUGAAGGCUGUCAUGCUGUUCCGCACGAAAGACUCGAUCUCCGCCCAGAUGAAGAUAUCGAUUCUGAGCUACAGAGUGUGAGACCUGUCGUCAGUCAGAAAAACGUAUGGUUUUUCUGGCAUGCUGGGUUUAGCGCCUUACACCCUUACACAAAGCGUAACAUUCGGACCUGGCAUCGUCGAUUUUCGAAGAAGGGCUGGACGAUCCGCGUAGUUAGCUGCCACCCUAGCGAUGCCUUGAAUAUCGCAAAUCUUCUAGACAUAAAAGACCGGAAAUUGUUUCCUACUGCUUUUGUGGAAGGAACAAUAGGUGGAAAGUACGCCGCGCAACACACCUCUGAUCUUGUCCGCUGGCCUCUGUUACUCAAAUAUGGCGGCAUUUACGCGGACGUUGGGAUGAUACAGAUUGGGGAUAUAGAUCGUCUGUGGAAUGAAACAAUCGGAAACCACUCUUCUGAUCACGAAGUUCUGAGCUACAGAGGCCCACAACAGCAGGGAAGGAAUCUUACAAACUACUUCCUUGCUUGUAAACCAGGCAAUGAACUCUUCGCUCGUUGCCACAGACUUUUUCUCAAGCUUUGGGAGGGUCGGACAGAUACUGUAGGACUGCACGCACAUCCAUUACUCGAAGGUGUUCCUUUGCAGGGUGGGUCUUUCGAGAUAAGAGAAGAAGGAAAGCCUAUUAUCAAUAAAGAGGAAGCUGGAAAGAUGCUGACAGACUACAUUAUACAAGGCCAGGUCGUCAGCAUGGUCAUGGGUCUGGUUGAUGAAGUAGAAGGAUGGAAUGGGCCAGACUACGUUAAAGAUCACGUGUACGGAAUCGACUUCAUGAGUGGGAGUCAGCUCAUUAACGAGUUGACUAGCUGGAAUGGAAGGGCACAAUUUGAGUUGAUGUCAACAAAGAUGCCAGCGCAAGGGGCAAAAGAAGAUGACGAGCAGAAGAAAGCAAGGAAAAUCAUCCAGACAGUGUUACAGAACAGCUGGGGUUUUAAAUUGGCCCACGGAAUGAUAUUGGCUGUAUAUAAGGAGACGUUGGGAAGUCUUUGGAGGGAUAAUGAAGGUUCUGAUGUUGCUGAUGGAACAUAUGCAGCAUGGUUCAGACACGCAACGUUAUAUUGGGACCAGGAUGCACUCCCCUGUAAAGUUGAAUUCCCAGAUACUCAACCUUGGAAGAGGGGUGCAUUACUAGAUGAAAAAUAGAUUUUCUGUAUGUUCAGACUGGUAAAUAAGUUCAAUGUGUCCAAACACUACGCU